AUGUCAUUGAUUGAGAAUUUGGAAUCUUUAGACUCGAAGGAAAUUUAUUUUAUUUCGCACCAAACUGUUAUUCGUCCAGACAGCAUCACAACAAAGGUACGCGUUGUUUUCGACGCAUCAGCUAGGACAACUCAAGGUACUUCGCUAAAUGAUAAAUUGUUGGCAGGACCCAAUCUACAAAAGGAUCUAUUUCAAAUAAUACUCAGAUUUCGUUCGCAUAAAUACGUCUUGACGGGCGACAUAGAGAAGAUGUUUAGACAGAUAUGGAUUCAUCCGGAAGAUAGAACACUGCAGCUUAUUUUAUGGCGGCCGGAUUCAAAACAGAACACGCAAGUUUACCAGUUGAAUACUGUCACCUAUGGCACUGCAUCCGCUCCGUUUCAUGCAAUGAGAUGUUUGCAAGAACUCGCAACAAUCUAUAAAGAAGAGUACCCUUUAGCAGCAAAGGCAAUAAGAGAAGAUUUUUAUAUGGACGAUGUCCUGACAGGAGGUAAGACGCAACAGGAAGUUAUACAGCUGCAGCAGCAACUUUCGCAACUUCUCAUGCAAGAUAAAGAAGAAGCGAUUAAGACCUUAGGAUUAUAUUGGAAUUCGAAACAAGACACAUUACAGUAUCAAGUUAAAUUGUGCCAUACUUCAGUUAACUCCAAGCGCGAGGUUUUAUCUGAGAUCUCACAAAUAUUUGACCCAUUAGCUUCUAGGUCCUCUGCUCAUUCGAGGAAAAAUUUUCAUGCAGCAGUUGUGGUCAUCAAAGAUAGAAUCAAAGAAGUCAGGCUUUGGAGCGACAGCACUAUUGUACUCGGUUGGAUCAAAACAGAACCACGCCUACUCAAAACUUUUGUGGCAAACCGAGUUGUCAAGAUUCAAGAAUUAACGGAAGACACAACGUGGCAACAUGUAAUCUCAGAAGAAAACCCAGCCGAUCUGCUCUCACGAGGAAUGACCGUAGAGGAAUUAAAGAUUUGCAACCUCUGGUGGAACGGGCCAAGUUGGCUUAAGAAUCAUAAAUCUCAACCCGCCCUAAUCGCAAAGCCAGAAUCACACUUGCCAGAGUUAAAAUCAACUGUGGUGCUAUUAGCUACACACGACUCGGAAUUACUACAAAAAUAUUCAUCAUUCUCGAAACUGUGUCGAAUCAUCGCAUAUUGUCAGCGUUUUUUAAUUAAUUCAAGAGGCAAGAAAAGGAUUGGACCGCUGGAAGUGGCGGAAAUACAGCAAGCAGAGGAAACUGUGAUCAGAUGGUUGCAAGCGGAAUGCUUCGCACAGGAACGUAGAUGUCUAAAAACAAAACAGGAUCUUCCACGAAAGAGUCCUAUAAAGUCUCUAAGACCCUUUCUGGAUGAGAAGGGCUUGAUCCGAGUCGGAGGCAGACUCAGAUACGCCGAACUAACGGGAGAUCAGAAGCACCCGCUAAUAUUGCCAGCAAAACAUUAUCUUACUCAUUUGAUAAUGCGAGAGGAACAUUAUCAUAUGCGACAUUGUCCACCCGAACAGCUCCUACAUAUCAUUAGACAAAGAUUUUGGCCUGUGAGUGGCCGCAGAGAAGCGCAAAAGGUGGUUAAAAGGUGUCUGAAAUGUUUCCGAUUUAACCCAACCACACCAGAUGUACCGAUGGGAGACUUACCGAAGGAGAGAGUCAAAAUGUAUACACGCCCCUUCACGGUAACCGGUGUAGACUACGCUGGCCCGCUGCAGAUUCGAGAGAGCAGACGUCGUGGGAAGCCUCGCAUAACAAAAGGUUACGUGGUAGUCUUUACCUGCUUUAGUACAAAAGCAGUACAUCUAGAACUAGUAUCAGACCUAUCAACAGAGGCUUUUUUAGCCACUCUGAGACGUUUCACAGCACGCCGAGGAAUAUGUUCUCAGAUUUUCUCAGAUAACGGCACUAAUUUUGUUGGUGCCGCAAACACCUUAAAGGACAUACAAAAGUUUCUGAUCAAGGCUACACCGGAAAUCGCCGCUUUCUUAUCUAAACAGAAGAUAGUAUGGCAGUUCAUCCCCCCUCGAUCGCCCCAUUUUGGAGGCCUAUGGGAGGCUGCGGUGAAGAAGAUGAAACGUCACUUAUACACCGAAACUCAAGGAAAGGUGCUCUUGUACAAAGAAUAUCACACUCUCCUAUGUGAUAUUGAAGCAAUCCUCAACUCCAGACCCUUGACUCCUUUAACAAAUGAUCCUUCUGAUCUUCAAGUUUUGACUCCUGCUCACUUCAUUACGGGUGAAUCCUUAAUACAGCCUGCAGAGCCAUCCUACAACCUCAUUCCUGAUAAUCGUUUAUCAAAAUGGCAACACUUGCAAAAGACGCGUCAACGGAUUUGGGUCCGUUGGCAACGAGAAUAUCUACAAGAAUUACAAACCAGAAGCAAAUGGCAUACUGCUGGCAAGCGCAUAGAAUUAAAUACACUUGUCUUAAUGAUGGAGGACAACACCCCCCCUCUAAGAUGGCCACUGGGAAGGGUGAUCCAGGUGUAUCCAGGACCAGAUGAAGAAAUACGAGUGGCUAUGGUGAAGACACAAUCCGGAACGUAUAAACGCGCCGUCAAGAAGCUGUGUCCGCUACCCAAAGACUCCUUGGAAGAAGAUUAA
Molecule: messenger RNA, 2583 nt
Organism: Wasmannia auropunctata (little fire ant)
Lineage: Eukaryota; Metazoa; Arthropoda; Insecta; Hymenoptera; Formicidae
Exons: 3
Coding region: 1-2583 (860 amino acids)
Biological process (GO): DNA integration
Molecular function (GO): nucleic acid binding
Source: RefSeq, a predicted model, not a curated record